Molecule: messenger RNA, 348 nt
Organism: Staurois parvus
Lineage: Eukaryota; Metazoa; Chordata; Amphibia; Anura; Ranidae
Source: the annotation of a GenBank genome assembly
UGGGACAGAGGCACAACUCUGAAUCAAAAACAGGAGCCUAUCUUCAAGCAAAAUGUGCAGAUAGCAAUGAGCAGAUUCAACCAGACCGAAGGGAUCCACAUCCUCCAGUCAAUGCACGGCUGCAUGCUGAGUGAUGACGGCACUGUCUUGGGGUAUGAACAGAUCGGAUAUGAUGGCAGAGAUUUCAUGUAUCUGGACACACAGAGAGGGAUCUGGAUCCCGGCCAGGUAUGCAGCUGAGAUCACUACACAGAGAUGGAACAGUCCGGAGGAGAGUCAAGGAAACAAGAACAAGAAAUACCUGGAGAAUGAAUGUAUUGAGACUCUGAAGACGUUCCUCAAACUUGGG